This is a messenger RNA of Brugia pahangi, 12585 nucleotides long. NCBI's taxonomy places the organism in Eukaryota, Metazoa, Nematoda, Chromadorea, Rhabditida, Onchocercidae. The record is from the annotation of a GenBank genome assembly.
AUGAGCGCGUAUGCGGCGAGCCUUCAAAAGCUCAUCGUCGCGUUAAUUCUCAUUUAUGCGAUAAGAGGUAACGAACCUCGCAUUCGAUUGCGACGAGAAAUUGGUGGAUCGCAAAGUUUGCUAACCGUUGAAUGGGAGGGUAUUCAAACCGGUGAUCAUCCGGAUGAUAGUGUUGGAGGAUUUGCAGUAGAAUAUCGUGCCGAAAAAGACACACAAUGGCAUGUUCAUGAUGGUAUAAUUCCUUAUAAAGGACCUAAUUUACAGUAUAGAGUACAGAUUCCUCGUCUACCAACUGGUAUAGCUUACUUUGUACGUAUCAAAGUAUUAGGUAAAAAUGGUAAAAUUCUGGUUGAGACGCCAGAAAUACGCGCCCGUAAUGAAAUGGUUAGCAUUAAAUGUGAAUCAGAUGAAUUGACAGCUCCACGAAAUCUCGAGGUGACACAAACAGGUCAAUACAGUAUUGCAAUAGCAUGGGAACCUCCAGAAUGUGGCUCUGUUGGCGAAUAUCACAUUGAGCUAGCUGGUAUUGAGAUGAAAUUUGACGUUCAUCGCCAAACAGUAACGCAUCCGUCAGUUAGUGUUACCAGUCUUUUACCCGGAACGGAAUAUCAAGUUCGGGUUCGAGCCGCUGAUCGUUUACGCAUGUUGGGUCCAUGGAAUGAUUAUUUACUUGUAGCAAAAACUGAAGGAGAAGCUCCGAAUGAAUCAGAUGAAAUAGAAAUCGAUUAUCGAACAGAUUCAGAAUUACGCAUUAGUUGGCAACCAUAUGACGAUGAAAGAUUACAACACUAUGAGGUAACAGCGGUUGAAGUGGAUGGUGAAAGUCAAGCGGUUGAACGAGCACGUGUAAGUCCCCUGGCUAGUAGUCAUAUUUUUGUUAGGUUAAAACCGGAUACCCAAUAUGAUAUAGGUGUAGUAGCAUUUGUGGAUCAUGAACCUAAACUAGUUUACAAACUACCUGCUAAAACGGUAGCUGAUCCGGGUGUAGCAUGGAAAGAAAAACCAAUGGUUACGCAAGAAAACGCACAACAAUUUGCGGUACAAUGGAAGAAACCAUCACUACCUGAUCAAAUUAUUUCCAAAUUUAUCGUUGAAUAUCGUCUACCAAAUGAAACUGAAUGGCGCAAAUAUGAUGACUUAAUGAUAGAGGAAGAGACAGAUGAUUAUCAUAUUCAAUUUGAUGGAAUGUAUGAUGGUUCAUUGUAUUCAUUUCGUAUUUUAGCAGUGGAUGAUCAACUUAAAGUAGCUGCUAAAACAACUGAGAUUACGGUUGGAUCAGCAGCGUCUAGCUCCUGCGUUGGUGACGCUGGUAUCCCGCAAAACGUACGUACCAGCGCCGUAUCUGAAGCAACUCUUCAGUUUACGUGGGAGAAGCCACGUUGUGAUGAAACAUUUGGACCAAUUGAUGGUUAUGAAUAUACGUUUUGGAGUAUAGAAACAGAUAUGCAACCUGAAACCGCAUCAUAUGUUGGACGGAAUACCGUAGAAUUGGAUGACUUAAAACCGGCUACACGUUAUGCAUUCCGAGUUCGUUCACGUGCUGGACACGGACAUAGUUCAUGGAGUGAGAUUGUGAAUGCUGAAACAGAAGCACAUUCAGGAUCAAAAGUAUCCACCAGUAAUGGCAAUUCUCGUCGAUAUCACUAUCAAUCACAAUUAACCACAAAUAACCCAUUAUCAUUUCAUUCAAUGUUACACGAAGUACCAACAUUUGCACUUCUUCGACGUUUUAAACGGCAACAAAAAAAUCAAAUUACAGAUGAUCAUAAUAUCUAUCAACUUCGUAUCAUUUUGGCACCACCAAAAUCAUACCUAGCUUGGACACCAUUACCUGAACAUUCUGAAGAAAUUGUUAAAUUCAAAUUAUCAUAUAAAAAGAGUGCUAGUGAUCAAUGGACACGUAUCAUCGAAAUACCGGAAUAUUUCAAAUGUCCAGAAGGAAUUGCUGAUCCGGAAGAUUAUUGCUAUGAUUUAGCCAAACUUUCAUUCGGUAUACAAUACACUGCUGAUUUAAUAUAUGAAUUAGAAAAUGGUGAAUGGACAGCACAUGGCAGCCCAUUAUUCUUCAUCCUUGUUGAAGCUGGGGAGCCAUCUGUGCCGACAUCACCGCACAAUCUUCAGAUCAAUCCUCAUGAUGCAUCAAGUAUUGAGCUUCAUUGGUUACCACCCCUAAACUCGAAGCAUAUUCCUUUUUAUCAGAUUGAAAUAGAAGAUCUGCAUACAAGGAAAGUACGAACUGAACAGGUACCAGGGUCAUUUUUUUCCUCUAUCCUUAGUCAACUAUCACCAUAUUCCAUUUACAAUGUUUCUGUUCGUGCUGGAACCGAUUUUGGUGAAUUAGGUGCACCUAUAUUCAAGGUUAUUUCUUUACAAGGUAACAAGGAUGACAAAUUGUCACAUCAUUUAUCGGAUGAAGAAGACAGAUUGAAACAACAACAAAUUGAACAGCAAAAACAAAUAAAAAUGAAAGAAGAAAGUGAAAGGAAUAAAUUUGAGAGAGAACAAAUAGAGGAGGAAGAACGGAAACGGAACAGAAUAAAAGAAUGUGAGCGUAAAAGAUUGCAAAUGGAAUAUGACAGGUUGAAUAGGGAACGUGAGCGUAAUCGAGUCACGUAUAAGCAUGAACGUCCACGUGAACAUUUAAAAUAUGAACAUAUCGAUCGAGCAACGGAGCAACAACAGGAAUAUGAGCAACAGAAACAGCAACAGUACUAUGAACGUCAACAACAGCUCGAACGUGAACGUAUGGAAUUAUAUCAGCGGCAACAAUGGGAAAGAGAACGUGAACAAUGGGAAAAGGAACGUGAACGUAAUCAUCGAUUGAUUCAUCAACGACAAGAGCAUGACACGGAACAAAGGCGGAACUCAGUAGCAGAAGAAGAAAAUAUCGAAGGGGAAGAGAAAGAACGUUUAGAACUGGAACAACAACAACAACUGGAUCAUAUUCAGGUGUUACCGGAAACAAAUAACAGACGAGGUGACAUACAAAAACCACUUCUUGGUAUUGAUAAACCACGUAUCGAGCAACGUGGAUCACGUAUUCUGCUAUACUGGACCGUCGGCGGUGAUACGUCAAAUGUGGUAGCAUAUCAGAUUGAUCUUCGUUCAGAUUCAGAUAAUGAAUGGAAAACUAUUGAUGGUUACCUUUCUCAUUCACCGUCAGAAAUUCAUUUUCGACAGGAAUUAAUUAAUUUAGAAACUAAUAAACAUUAUUACGUUAAAGUGUCAGCUAUUGAUCAAUCACGACGCAUUCUUGCGACAUCAGAAGCGACAAGUUUUACUGUUCAUUGCCAAGUGCCUAAUAGCUCACCUCAAGAUUUACGAUUGGAAAAUGUAGCAGAAGGAAUUCAACUUACCUGGAAUUGGUCAGAUGAAGAGAAUCAUGAAUGUGAAUCAUAUUUUCUAAUAACAGGAUACCAAAAUGGUGUACCAUUUUCGGAACGAGUUACGGGUAGGCAGCGUCAAUUUACUUUCCGCAAUACAAACGCUAACGAAUGGCAUGUGGAAAUGCGUGCUGGAAAUCGUGCCGGAACUGGACCCAGUAGUGGUCCUGUAAAUUUGCAGAGUAAUUCAAAAGUAUCCAAAGGUCUUCGUGUUCUACGUAGCAUCUGUGAUCCACGUGUAGAUUUCUGGUGUCGUUCACCGGAUGAAACUUACGAAGUUGCUAUAUCUCGUCAUCCUAAUGAAGAGCUUAUUUCGGAUCUACGGGUAUUAGCACAUGAUGGUGAUUUAUCUGUUGAAUGGAAUGGUGUAAGAACCAGCCAUGGUAUUUUUGGGUAUCGUAUACAGUAUCGAACAGAUAAUACCGGUUGGACAUCUUAUGGUCAAAUUGUACCAUAUGUGGGUGAUAAUAAACGUUAUAUGCAACAACUAACAGGUUUACAGCAAGGUAGCAUGUAUUAUAUACAUAUUCAAGUACUUGAUAGAAAUUCUUAUGUUAUGUAUACUAGUCCGGAAGUAUCAGCAAGAACUGUUUGUUCCGCACCAACGCAUCCUCCAUCACAUCUACAACUUCACGCUGCUGACCCACGUCAUAUCCGAGUUAAUUGGGCGCAACCACCUCAAAGCACCUGGCAAUGUAAUGAUAUACAGGUGGAACUUGAGAUAACAGAACCGCAAGGUAUUGCACCGGUGCUUCUGAACGGAUAUCAGACGUCUCACGUGUUUGAUUCGGAUGCAAAUCAGCAAUGGUCUGUUCGAAUCCGUACAAAAAAUUCAGCUGGCACAUCAGCGUGGUCACAAAUUGCUUCUGUUCGAACGCCACCUACCGGUGAGCUAAUCAUUGGACCAUCAGUAAGCUAUCGACACGGAAUUCCGGUGCUUACGUGGACAAGCAAAGACCGAUUAGAUGAUCUCAUCCAAACCUAUCAAAUUGAAUACCGAACUUCGGUUGAUUCAACCUGGCAAAGGCUACCUGAGCAGGUGCCAUACACAGGUUGGCAACGACCUUACAGUGUCGAUCUCAGUGAGCUACCUACUGGUCAUAACUAUCAAAUUCGAAUUCAUGCAAUUGAUGCUAAUAAUGGUAUUGCUUAUACCUCAUCAGCAGUUAAUGUGCAAACUCAGAUGAAAUGUUCGGUACCACGUCGUGCACCACUCGAUCUACAAGCUACCUCACUUGGACCUACACAAAUUCGUGUAUCCUGGAAGGAAUUACAUGAGUCAGAGUGGAACUGCAAUCGAUUGUGGUAUGUGGUUAAAUAUAGCACUCCACAUAAUCAAGGUUUCAAAAAUUUAACACGUGGUGAAAAUCAUGUAAUUUUUGAUUCGGAACCAUAUACACGAUGGACUUUUGAAGUACAAGCUGCUAAUCCGGCAGGUGAAACGCAUUGGUCACGUCCGGUUACUGUACAAACUGAAGGAACCGCACCUGGACCAAUUUCUGAUUUACGAAUUUAUCCACAAUCAUCGGAUACACUUCAACUUUCCUGGAGACAACCUCAAAAUCCCUAUGGGCAAAUUACAGGUUAUGAAGUGACCUAUCAGUUGUUAUCAAAAGGUAUGUGUGACCAAGUGACAGAACGACCAAUAACAGUGACAAGUGAUAAGCCUUCAUUUACCCUUCAAGGUCUGCUGCCACAUUCGAAAUAUCGUAUUUCUGUUGCUGCAAAAACAAAUAUUGCUGGGAAACCUGUAAGUCAGGAAGUGCAAACUCACGAAGCUACACCUAGUGGUGCCCCAGUGUAUAUUCGUAUAAUAAAUGUACUACCUACUGAAGUAGCUGUGAUUUGGCAAGCACCUGCAUGUUUGCAAACAAAUGGUGAAAUAACAGAAUAUGAAUUUGAAGCAACACCUUUGGAACGGCUUGAUUAUGGAGCUGAUAGUACAGUUAGACAGGUUGUCAGAGGUACCAGAACCAAAAUCACUGGUCUUUCCCCAUACACAAAAUAUUUGGUACGGAUACGAGCAUUUACACGAAAAGGACCAGGACCAUGGUCGGAACCGGUUCAGUUUCAGACUGCUGCUGCACCUGAAAUUCCAGCACCACCGAUGGUUCGAAUUUUAAAUACUGGAGCGGAUAAUGCAGAUUUGAUUUGGCAAGAACCCUAUCCAUCAUCCGGUUUAAUCGACAAAUAUAAAUGUAAAUAUGCAGUAGCAGGUACCAAGCAAUAUCAAGAACGACAAUUUCCCUCAUAUAAUCCAUGUGGUGAAGAAGUGAUUCGUAUGCAGCAAUUGUCACCAUUGUCACCAACACCAAGCGGAGCAAAAUUACACUGUGGUAGAAUUGAUGGUCUACAGCCCGAAAAGCAAUAUACUUUUAUGGUAUCAGCUGGUGAUCGCAGUGGUACCUGGUCACCGUGGAGUGAGCCUCAAGUUGGUCAUAUUAGUGAAGGACCUGUUCAGGUUAUUUCACUGAAUAAAUUAGGUGGAGGAACGAAUAGUGUCUUAAUUGCAUGGAAUGUUCGUCCCACUGAUGCAGCUCGUGUUGUUGGCUAUCGAAUUCAUGUGACACCGGUGCUACAGCAUGGUGCUAAACCGAUAUCAUUUACGGUAGAUCGAUCAACACUGCAGUACAAUAUCGAUAAUUUAUCACCUAACACACGUUAUAAUAUAACUGUAGACGCAACUACCGAUGGUAUUCAUUAUCAUCCUGGUACAGCGAUUGAGGUACGUACCGAUUCAGUACCAGUGGACAGUUUAAUGGUUACUCCACGAGUAAUUGAAGAACAAGCAACCUCAGUAACUUUGGAAUGGAAUGCACCAGGUGGUAAUAUAAGCGGAUUCGUGAUCGAAUAUUGUCUUGGUGAUGGUGUAUGGCAGCAAUACAGUCGACGAAUUCCGGCAUAUCCUGGACGUCGUGUCUACACCGCUCAGGUUGAUCAGCUUCCAACAAACAGCGUAGUGGAUCUUCGCGUACGUGUCGUAUCACCUCAAAAUGAACAAUCUGCUCCAAGUCCAGAAGUUCGAGCUCGUACUCGAUGUUCAGCACCACCUGCACCACCACAGGCUAUUCGUCUGGAUGCACCAUCCACCAAUGAAGUUCGGGUUUCAUGGGCUCAACCGGCCAAAGAUACAUGGCAAUGUGAUCAACUAAACUAUGAUCUUGCUUAUCGGGUAGGUGGACAAGCAGAACGUGUUGUACCAGUGCCAGGAGACAGAACCGACUAUACUUUUCCUUCAGAAGCCAAUACUCGCUGGGCUGUUAAAUUAAGGUGCACCAAUCAGGUAGGAUCAAGUCCAUGGAGUUCAGAACAAGUAAUAACUACUCGGCAAGGAAUCCCAGGUCCGGUUCGAGAUUUACGUUUGCGUGCUAAAAGUCCUAAUGAAGUACAUGUGCAAUGGCUUGCACCAUUGGUACAACGUGGUUCUAUUGUUGGCUACGAUAUUAGUUAUCGGUUGAAACAUCGAUUAGCUUGUCCGGAUGAGGAGCCACGUGACGUCAGUCGUGAUUUUGUGACUGUCUAUAAUCAUAAAGAUUUGGAAUAUACAUUGACUGGAUUGCUACCUUUUUCUUUAUACGAAGUACGAGUACGUGCACGUACCACGGAAUUAGGGCCAGAAGAAUCAAAAGAUAUUGCAACAGAACAACAACCACCAAGUGCACCACCAUUAAAUUUACAACUAAGUUAUGCUCUGGAACGUUCUAUCAGUUUUCAAUGGGAGGAAAUAGAAUGUUCACAACGUCAUGGACAUAUUGUCAACUAUGAAUAUGAGAUAUUGGGACAAGAUGAUUGGGCAAAAUUAGAACGUCAAAUUGCGAAUACAACCAAUACUAAAAUAAAUAUUGAAGGUUUGACACCAUUCACCAAGUAUAUUAUGCGUGUGAAAGCUUACAAUAGUAUUGGUGGUGGUCCAAAUACCGAGAAUUUGGAUGCAAUGACGGCAAAAGCGGACGCACCAUUACCACCACAGGAUUUAGUAGUAGCUCAAGAAGGUACUGAUUACUUCAUGAUUUCCUGGCUACCACCUUAUCCACCAUAUGGACCACAUGAUAAAUAUAAAAUUCGAUAUCAAGUACUGAAUGAAACUCGUUGGAUGGAAAUUGAAAAAGAUACCAAAGAUCGAUUAUUGAAAUGUCCAGCUGAAAGUCCUCGACAUUGUUUCAAUGUUACAAAUUUGGAAAGUGGACGUCAAUUUCGAGUUCAAGUUGCAGCUCAUAUUGUUGGUGGUUCGUAUGGUCCGUGGAGUACGGUGACUAUUGCGAACACGUUACAAACUUUACCUGAUGCUCCACGUGCUAUAGAGUUAAUCAAGAAAACUGAUCAUUUACUUCACAUUCGUUGGAUACCACCGCCCGAUCCUUUGGGACAAAUAACACAGUAUAAAGUUGGAAUUGUUUCGUUAGAUGAUCCGCACGAUCAAUUAAAAACAUUUCUUAUAGAUCAUCCAACAUUGCAACAUCUUUUGAAUAAUCUUCAACCUGAAACUUCCUAUAAUAUCAGUAUUUCCGCCGGUACCAAACGUGGGUUUGGUCCACUUUCUUGGACACGUUAUUCCACGGAUCCAUUCAAGGUACCACCAAUAGCAAAUGCACCACAAGUUACAGCAGAUGGAGCUGAUGCAUUGAAUGUUCAAUGGAGUGGUAUUUUGGAUACGAAGAAUCAAGUCCAUGGAUAUAUCAUAGAAUUUCGUUCCAGUGAUAAUCCAACAUUUACGGAAUACGAUGGUAUCAUUGAACAUGACGCAAACCGGCGUAAUUACCAACAGCGUUUAUCCUUACUGGAUGCUGAUACAUUAUAUUUCGUUCGUAUCAAAGUUGUUGAUCAGAAGCAACGCGUUAGUGAAGCAAGUCCGGAAGGAAGUGCACGAACCGGUUGUGCAUUACCUCUUGCACCACCAUCAAAUGUAAAUGCUUCUGCACCAUCGCCUUAUCAGGUGCGUAUCAGCUGGCAACCACCUAGUCAAUCCUCAUGGCAAUGCUCAAAUAUCAAAUAUAGACUGGAAUACACCAAUGGUUCAUCAUCCCCCGAGGAAAUUGAUGUACCCAGCGGUAUAACUGAUCGAGUGCUGGACGCUUCACCAAACACAUUGUGGCGAUUGCGGGUUCGGGUUGAAAAUGAAGCUGGUGCUUCAGAUUGGAGCAAGGAAGUGACCAUUACAACCGCUGAAGGUGCACCAAGUACAGUAGAAGAUCUUGAUGCUCGUCCAUAUGGACCGGAAGCUGCAUCAAUAAUGUGGCGACCACCUGCACAACCUAAUGGACAAAUUACCGGUUAUACCUUAGUAUAUAAGCUUAAAUCCCGCGGUGAAUGUGGUCCACGUUCUUCACAACCAAUUACUCGAAAUACUAAGGAAGAAGAAAUUACAUUGGAAGGAUUAUUACCUGAUUCCACUUAUGAAAUACACGUAACAGCACAUACCUCUGAGCCUGGACCUCAAUCAAAUAUUAUCACUGUUACAACUGAUGAAGCUCCUCCUACCGGAGCUCCGUUAAAUCCACGUGUAAGUUCGAUAACGCAAACACGAAGCGAUUUCCUGUGGAACGAACCGGAUUGCGAGCUCCGUAACGGCAAAAUAACAGGUUAUGAAUGGCAACUAGAAAGCCUGGAUCCAUGGAGUGAAAGUAAAACUGGUCAAAGUACCACACAACGAAUAUCCUUCGAUGAUUUGAUACCAUAUACUCAAUAUCGUUUGCGAGUUUUAGCGGAGAAUUCAGCUGGACAGGGACCGUGGUCAGAAUGGGUUUCAUUUAGGACGCAACCUGCCGCACCACCGGCACCAACAGAUUUAACCGAGGAGCAAUCAUUCCCACAUGCCAUCGAGAUUUCAUUCCUGCCACCAUCACCGCCUCAUGGUGUUAUUAAUGAAUAUCGAAUAAGACAUACACCAUCUGGCCAAAUGAAUUACAAAGAAGUUCGUGUGCUUGCAAAUCGAUUGCAAUGCUCGGAUAUAUCGAAACGUGAUCGGUUAUGUUAUCGAGUGAUAGAUUUGGAACCGGAACAGGAGUAUGAAAUUCAGGCAUCAGCCCAUACUGAAGGUGGUGCUUGGAGUGAUUGGAGUGAACCGUUAGGUGCUCAAACACAUGAACAAAAUAUACCGGUAUUAGAACGUGAGCUAGAAGUAGUGGACAGCAAACCAAAUAGUAUAACAUUACGAUGGCAAGGAUUGGAUGCCGAUCAGUCAAAACAUGUUGUUGGCUACAUUCUGGAAUAUAAAUCGGAAGAUGAUGAUUGGAAGGAAUAUGAUGGUAUCACAAAACAUCGUAGUCGCCAGAAUGAUUAUCGUAUUCAGGUUAAAGAUUUGGAACCUUCAACGGAGUAUUUCUUCCGGUUGAAAGUUGUUGGUAAAAAUGACAAACGUGGUUCUUCAGGACCCGAAUUAAGAGCGAUGACAAAAUGCGGACGACCCGAAGAACCGCCAACUGAUCUACAAUUAACAUCUGAUUUCGAAAAUGUUAAACUCACCUGGACGAGUCCGGACAAAGACUCUUGGGCAUGUGACAAUGUUGAAUACGUAAUUGAUUUCGUCAACACCACGUCACGUGGUAUAAUGACAGUGCCAGCGGAUGCACCACCUAAACUCUUGUUGCCAUCACUUCCUGGUACCAAAUGGGAGAUUCGAAUGCGUACACAGACGAUUGAGGAAGGUCAGAAACCAUCGUACAGUCCAUGGAGCGAUCGUGCAACCUUGGUCACUCAAGCUCUUCCCGGAGAACUAUUCCUUACAGUUGAACCAAAGACACCUACUUCAGCAAUGGUUAUUUGGGAUCUAGCUGACCAGGACCGGAAAUGGAACUACGGCGUAGAUAUUACUUAUCGCCUGAAACAAUUAGGUGGUUGCAUCGAAUCACGGAGUGGUAGUCAUGAACCAGUGACAAACUACAAUGUACAGGAUAAACAAAUUUUGCUUCAUGAUCUGACACCUGGUUCAGAGUAUGAAGUGGUUGUUACUCCUCGACGUCCACCAACGUUACGACCAUCUAUCGCAACGCCAAAAACAAUACGUCGUUUCAGGACUAAGGCUACCUUUCCAUCUGGUCCGCCACGUAAUUUGCGUGGUGAAGGUCGUCGUGAUACUGAAAUUUUCUUCAAAUGGGAACCACCGGUGUGUGAGGAACAAAAUGGCAAAAUAACACAAUAUGAAUAUGAGGUAACAGGUGCUGAGGAAUGGAAUGAUAUGAAACGUGAAGGUGUAACACCACGUACCAAUGCUGCAGUGGAUCAGAUGAGCCCUGGCUCCACGUAUAAUAUACGUGUGCGAGCAUAUACCAGUGAAGGACCAGGGCCAUGGUCAGAACCAAUUCAGAUUACCACUACAGGUACCGAACUGGGACCACCUCGAGAGCUUACUGCAGUGCAUACAAAACCUAAAAUUAUUCAACUAACUUGGCUUCCACCGUAUCCAGAACGAGCACCAGUAGUUGUUUAUAAAAUUAGGUACAGCCCGCGUGCCGAUGAUUCUAAUCCAGUGGAGAUGGAACUUUCCGGUGAUCAGUUGAGCUGUACUGGAUACAAAAGUCCUCUUAUUACUAAUGAUAAUAUAUGUGCAACAAUAAAGUCACUCCAACCGGACACUACCUACCGGUUUGCUGUUCAGGCUCAAUCACCCACUGGUAGUUGGGGUGAAUGGUCACCAGCAUAUUUUGCAACCACACGUUCCACUGAAGAUGGUCCAAUACCUGGAAAAUUACGAUUGGUAUCUGCAGGACACGAUAACCUUCGUGUGAACUGGACAGCACCGCCAGCUGUUAAAAAUGUUGUGGAUCAAUAUUUGGUUAGCAUAUCAUUAGCAAGUUCUUUCGAUAAACAUCCAAAACAGUUUACUGUACGUGGUGAACAAAAUGAUUAUCAUUUUCGUGGUUUAGAACCAGCAACACAUUAUAAUAUUACAAUACAAGGCUUAUCAGAAAGCAAACGAAUGUGGUUCAUAACGGAAGUUUUUUCAACUACCGAUUAUGGAACUGGUUUACUUUCCUGGUUACCACCGCCAACAGAUUUGAAAUUGCUAGAAAAAUCAGAUCGGUUUUUGCAUGUAGCAUGGAGUCCACCAGAAAUUUUUGAUCCAGCUUAUAAAGAUUUGAUUACUCAUUACUUGGUAACAAUAGCACCAUUUGAUUCAUACACUGGUAGAACUGGCCGACCACGUAACUACUCGGUACCAUAUCCUGGUACAUCGAUCAAGUUUGAUAAUUUAUCACCGAAAACAAUUUACAAUAUUACGGUACAGGCUGGUACUAAUAGCGGUUAUGGUGAAAUAUUAUGGGGUACCUAUAGUACCCUUGCACCAGGAGAAAAUCAUGUAUUACGAUUACUGGAUCGUACGCCGACAUCAUUGACCGUUGAAUGGGAAUCAUCAUUCCUCGGUGACAGAGGAUAUAUCCUUUCAUGGAAAAGUUUACAUUCUGCUUUCAAACAUGUUCACAUCAAUGCAAUCCGUUCAGCUGAAAUACCUGCUGGUACCACUCAAUAUACAAUCGAAAAUCUAGAACCUUCAACAGUUUACAAUGUUACUUUGAAAGCACGACCAAGUGGUAAAAUAGCAUCAGGUGCGUAUGCUACUUUACCACCAGGAUGGUUCAUGGAACAUGACGUUAUCUGGACAGAAGAAAAUGAAGCCAAAGCUGUAGAUCUACUUUGUCCCAAAGAUGGUUGUAAUCGACAUUGUUAUCUGGUGUUCAAUCUUAUUCACAAUCCAAAUGAAUAUGUUUUCCAAGUACGAGCUAAGGUGAACAACCAAUGGAAUCGAUGGAGAACAGCUGGGAAACCAAGCUUUCUUGAGAAAUCGGGACAGAAAAAAGGAUGUUGCAUCGUACCACCACCAUAUAUGGUUGAAAAUAUUGGUUUAGCUGGAACAUUUUGGGAAGUGGAUAUUUCACCGGUUCAAUCACAACCACAAAAUGUUUCGCGUUACUAUGUUGUGGUUGAUGAACGUGAACCAGCAGGUAGCACUAAUUGGACUGAACUAACUGAUAAGAUUACGGCAAAUAAAAUGAAGAUACCUUACUAUGUAGCAGCAUCUUUCAAUGCUGAUACAUUACCUGGACCACGAAAAGUUCGUAUUGGUGAUGGUUCCGUAAUUGGUGGCUACCUUAAUUAUCCACUGAUUAAGGGUAAAAAAUAUAAUUAUGAAAUUUACUCAGUCUGGGAGCUCAAUGGUAAACCAGCUGCUGUAGCACGUCAACGAGGUUUGUUUCUAAGUGAGUAA